AUGGAUGAUUAUCAUACAUUAUUCUUAAGAAAAGACAUAGUUGAUGAAGAUGAAACUAAAGGAAUUCAAUGUUUAAUACAACAAAUUGAAGCAAAGAUGAAAGGAAAAGAAACAGAGUUUAAACAAGGAUGGAGUUCUUAUUUUAAAAAAAUGGUAAAAGAAAUGCAAACAAAACAUUUCAUAGACCCAACUACAAACAAACCUUGUGAAAUAUCGUAUGAUGAGAAAACUCAAUGUGUACGAUUUUUCGAAGAAUGGGCAGAAGAGUUUUGUUUAUUGAAACGUGAUUUGGGCCAAAUGUUGGUAAGCGAGUGUGGUACAACACCUGGAAAAAGUUGUGAAGGUUUAUGUAAUAUAUAUGAAAAGUUUUUGAAAGAGUCACAACCUUAUUUUAAGAAUUAUAAAACAAUAUGUGCGCAAUCGCCAUUUGGAAAUAAUGAAUCUGUGAAGGAUUUAGAACAAAGUUUCAUACAAGCAGCUAAUAACAGUAUGAAUGAAUGUUGUAAAGAUAAUGGUAACUGUAGUGAUACAGAUUUAUUUGAUCUUAGUAAAGAUAACAGUAAUAUAAGAUAUAAAUGUUUAUGUGAAAAAGGUGACUAUUAUAAUGACAGAGAUAAAAAAGAUGAAUGUAGAGACUACGUGACACAAACUACUGUCGCUGGCCAAAUUCGUGGUCCACCCGCACUUCGUAGCGCGUCACAAAGUGUUGCUAGUGUCGCGUGUGGAAUACAUAGUGGCCGUAGUGUGAAAGUGGAGGAUAUAGCAAGGGUUUUUCAGACUAAGGUACAAGAACAAUUACGUGCAGAUGUUGGUAAUGUUGAUCAUGAUAGUAAAAGUGUUUUGAUAGGAAAACCUGAACAAGGUGAAUAUAAGCAAGGGGGUGAAAAAAGUCUUUUCAAGAGCAAACCAUGUGAUAUAACUAUCCAACAUUCCAAUGAUAGUCGUAAUAAAAGUAAGAAGGAUGGUGAUUAUGAUGGUCCCUGUACAGGAAAAGGUGGAGAUACAAGUCCAUCUAUACAUACCAGAUUUGUUGUAGGUGUUCGAUGGGAAGCGGAUGACAAAGGAAUGCGUGACAAACAUAAGGAUGUUAUAAUGCCACCAAGAAGACGUCAUAUAUGUACUUCGAACCUAGAGAAUUUAGAUCUUGAUAGCCAAGGACUUAAAGAUGGCAAUAAAGCUAAUGAUUCUUUUUUGGGAGAUGUAUUAUUAUCAGCGAAAGAGGAGGCAAACAAAAUAAUAAGUAUGUAUAAAGAUAAGAAUAACCUAAAAGAACUAAAUGAUAAAAAUCACAAAGAAAGUGUAUGCAGAGCUAUGAAAAAUAGUUUUGCAGAUCUAGGGGAUAUAAUACGUGGUAGAGAUCUAUGGAGCAGAAACCAGGAUAUGAAACAUCUUGAAGAUAAGUUGAAAGAAAUAUUUAAAAAAAUUCAGGAAGAACUUACAAAUAAGAGUCAAUAUGAAAGUGUUGAUGGUAAAUAUACAAAACUAAGAGAAAACUGGUGGGAAGCUAAUAGAGAUCAAAUAUGGAAAGCAAUGACAACAUGUGGAAAUACCACAAAUAUAUGUGAUAGUGGUAGUACUCGUGGUCCUCGUGUUACCCCACAUGACGACUACAUCCCGCAACGUCUUCGAUGGUUAGCCGAAUGGUCCGAGUGGUACUGCAAGAGACAGGCACAACUAUAUGGGGAGUUAAAGGGGGUGUGUAAUGGGUGUACAAAUGGUAAUAACAGUGGAACAUGUGAUACCAACAAAUGUAAAGAUUGCAAAGAGAAGUGUACUGCAUAUAAACAAUUUAUUGAAGAAUGGCAAAAAGAUUGGAAAACAAUGGAAGGACAAUACCUAAAAUAUUACAGUGAAGCACAAAAUCUUAGUAAAACUAGUGGUGUUAGUAGUAAUAAUAAUGAUCAAAAUCAAAAAUAUCUUGAGGAGUUUUUAUAUCAACUACACACACGAAACAACGAAAACAACAAAAGUGGUACUAAUAACCCGUUUGAAAGUGCAGCGGGGUACGUACAUCACGUAUUACCAAAUACUGGUUGUGAAAAACAAACAAAAUUUUGUGGAGACAAUACAAACCAAGAUAAUGUGUUCAAAAACCCACCACACGAGUAUGACAAUGCCUGUAAUUGCGAUAGUUCGACGCCAUGUGAUAUAGUGAAAACACUUUUGAAAGAUAAAAGUGCAACAGAUACUAUAGAUAGUUGUAAUCCAAAAAAAACUGAGAAAAGUUGGGAUUGUAACAGUACAAGUGUUGAUACAGCAAAACAUAAUGGAGCAUGCAUGCCACCUAGGAGACAAUCAUUAUGCAUACAUAAUUUAGAAAACUUGAGUCCUAUAUCAAAAGAUGCUUUGAAACAAGCUUUUAUAAAAUGUGCUGCAAAAGAAACUUUUUUUUUAUGGCAUAAAUAUAAAGAACAUCACAGUACUGAGGCUGCAAAAUUAAAAACAGAAGGUACUAUCCCAGAAGAGUUUAAAAGACAAAUGUUCUACACUUUAGGAGAUUAUAGAGAUUUCUGUUUAAAUUCAGAUAUAUCAAAAAAGGACCAAAAUAGUGGUGUAGGUAAAGUAAAAAAAAAUAUAGAGGAUGUUUUCUCAAAUAAUGGCCCAACAACUAGUGGAAAAACACGUGAAUCGUGGUGGAAAGAAAUUGAGAAAGAUAUAUGGGAUGGAAUGUUAUGUUCUUUAGGUUAUGAUGAAACAAAAAAGGAAGUGGAUGAUACUAUUCGAGAAAAAAUCGAAUCCAAAAACGGCUAUAACAACGUGAAGUUUGGUGACACCACUAGUGGUAGUACCACUGGUGUGAAGUUACCACAGUUUGUGGCUCGACCCCAAUUCCUACGUUGGAUGACCGAAUGGGGGGAACACUUUUGUAAACAACACAAGGUGCAAUUUACCACGUUGAAGGAGAAGUGUGACAGGUGUAAUGCCAAUAAGCCUAGUAGUGGUAAAGCAACCUGUGAUAAAAAAAGUACAGAAUGUACCGACUGCCAAACACAAUGUGAACAAUAUAAAACAUGGAUUGGAACUUGGAAAGGACAUUAUGAUAAACAAAAAAAAAAAUAUACUCAGGAUAAAAAUAAAGCUGAUUAUAAAACUGAUACCGAAGUACAAAACUCACAAGAAGCGCAUGACUACAUAAACAAACAAAUAAAAAAAAUAUGUCAAAACAGUGGUACUCAUAUUAGUUGUGAUUGUAUGAAAGAAAAGUCACAAAAGUCAUCACAACCACCAAAUCCACCAAAUAGUGGUGUUAUGCCCCAAACGUUGGACCAAUACCCCCCUGGUGACUACGAGAAUCAGUGUACUUGUGUACAAAAACCGCCUACACCACCCACAUGUACGGGGAACAAAAUUCUUGAUGCGGCAAACAUCAAACAAUAUGACGCAGAAAAUGAGGUGCAUACAAGUGGGGUUAAUUUGGUAGGAAAUAUAGGAAAGGCGGAGUUUAAAAAAGGGAAAAAAGGAAGCGAUCUGGGUGGAGAAAUUUGUAGUAUAACGAAAGAACAUACUAAUGAUACACGUAAAUAUAGUUCUACUGUAGUUGAUAGUGAUCAAUUACAUUAUGGUCCCUGUACUGGUAAAGGAAAAGACCAAAAAAAUACACGAUUUAUUAUUGGGCAAAAAUGGGAUAAGGAUGACAAUAAUGUAAAUCCAAAACAUACUGGUGUCCUACUACCACCUAGACGUAAACAUAUGUGUACAUCUAACUUGGAAAAUUUGGAUCUGAACGAUAAUUCGAGUGGUCUCCUUGGCGCUAGUGUGAACCACUCGUUCCUUGGUGAUGUGUUAUUGGCCGCAAAAUUUGAAGGCGACGAUAUAGUGGAAAAACAUCUAAGUAAAGGUGACAAAUCUGGCAUUUGUAAUGCUAUGAAGUACAGUUUUGCCGACUUAGGUGAUAUCAUAAGGGGGAAAGACAUGUGGAGUAAAAAUAACGAUAUGGAGAAUUUGGAAAAUAAUUUGAAAUCCAUAUUUAAAAAGAUUCACGAAAAUCUUCCUCCUGGUACUAAAACCAAAUAUGCUGGUGAUGGUCCCAAAUAUACCAAAUUACGUGAGGCCUGGUGGUCGGCUAACCGCGACCAAGUAUGGAAAGCACUAACAUGUAAUGCUCCCGCGGAGGCAGACCUCUAUAUACCAUCAAGUGAUACCACAAACAAACGGUUUGAACGUUAUAAGUGCGGCCGCGACUCGUACGUCCCCCCGGACGAUUAUAUCCCGCAAAGACUGAGAUGGAUGACCGAAUGGUCCGAAAGUUACUGCAAACAGUUGGAAAAAAACUAUUGGCUUCUGAAAGGUUUUUGCCAGGUAUGCAAAAAACAUAAAGAAAAAGGAAAGGAGAACGAAGCAAAAAAAUCAGCAUGUACUUUUUGUUCAAAAAGUUGCGAAGUAUACAAAGAUCAUGUUGAAAAAUGGAAAGGUCAAUGGGAAAAACAAGAAACAGAAUAUAACAAUUUAUACCAAAAUUCUAAUAGUAGUAGUAGUGACCCAAUUAAACAACAAGAAAAUAAUUUUAUGAAAACAGUAAAGGAUACAAACGGUAUUCCCCAUUGCACUGGUAAAAACAGCGACACAACCGAAUAUAAUACCCUUGGUAAUUAUGUGUCUUCUAUGGGAGGAAGUACCUAUUGUAAUGAUACAACGCAAAAAAAAUUUGACGACACAAAUAGUCAGGAUACCGAAAGUGUAUUUAAGCAACAUCCAAAUAAAUAUGAAGAUGAAUGUAAAUGGAAGCCGGAUACACCAAAGACACCAACAGUACCGAAUACACCUGGAUUUCUCCCUCCGAAAGGCCCAAAAAAUCCAGAAGAGGUAUGUAAAACGGUGAAGACAUGUAUUGAGGAAAAUAACCAAAAAAUAAACGCAGCAACCGGUAGUAAAGGGGAUUGUAAUGAAAAAACAGACCCAUUUAAUUGGGAAUGUAACGGUAAGGUUAAAUCUGGUGAAGAAGGAGCAUGUAUGCCACAUAGAAGACAAAAACUAUGUGUACAUUAUUUGAAAGAAUUGACUGGUGAUAAAACUACAGAUGAUUUGAGACAAGCAUUUAUAAAAUGUGCUGCACUAGAAACAUAUUUUGCUUGGGAUAAAUACAAAAAGGAUAAACAAAAAGAAGAUCCUUCAGCAGAAACAAAACUUGAUGAACAAUUAAAAAGUGGUACUAUCCCUGAUGACUUUUUACGUUCUAUUUUCUUUUCAUAUGCAGAUUAUAGAGAUUUAUGUUUGGAUAAAGAUAUAGGGAAACGUGAUGGUGAUGUAAAAGAGGCAAGACAAAAUAUAGAUAAUGUUUUCAAAAAUGGCGGCCAAGGUAAAACAAAAACUGACCCAAAAAAUUGGUGGAAUGAAAACGGUCUAGAUAUUUUGCAAGGAAUGAUCUGCGCACUAUCAAAUACUGUAGGUGAUAGUGAACAAGCCUCGGUGCAAGCAGAACUUCUCAAAAAUCCUGAAUACAAGUACGAUCCUGAAAAUUUAGAUACCAAAAUAGCUAAUUAUGUGCUUUAUACUCAUACAGUUCCUCAAUUUUUAAGAUGGUAUACUGAAUGGUCAGAAGAAUUUUGCGAUAAACAAAAAAAAGAGUUCGCACAAUUAUAUAGUAAGUGCCAUAAAUGUGAAAUAACUAGUAGUAGUGGUAAAGCAACAUGUAAGAAAAGUGGUACAGAAUGCAGCGAAUGCCAAGAUCAAUGUCCAAAAUAUACAUCUUUUAUUCAAAAAUGGAAACGUGAUUGGGAUAAACAAAACCAACAUUAUAAUGAUGUUAAAAAUAUAGACCCAUAUGAGUAUGCUCCUUUUGUAGAUACGAAUAACCACGCAUAUACAUAUUUAAAUGAAUCGUUAGAACUUCUUGGUUUACAUAAUAAUUGUAUGCAAGAAAAAACGUCACAAAAAACGUCACCUAGUGAUGACACCCCCAAAUCGUUAGAUGAUCUACCAAAAACAGAAUAUAAAGACAAGUGUGAGUGUGACGAUAAAGUGGUCACUCCACAAGGUGGUGGUGGAAGUGGUGGUGGAUCACACGUUAAACCUAUGCCGAAUCCCAACCCUAGUCAUCCUGGGAGUACACAGACGACGACAAAGUGUGAAAUAGACAAAUAUGUUAGGGACAAUGAAAACACAAAAACUAUAUCGACGAACAAUGGAAAAAAAUAUUGCAACGAAAAAACAGACCCAUUUUUAUGGAAAUGCGGAGACCAAUAUCAAGAUUUAGUGAAUGACCAAAAGUUAUGUAUGUCUCCGAGACGUCAAAAACUAUGUAUUCAUUAUUUACAAAAUGAUAUUAAUGGAGCAGGUAAAAAAGAAGAAAAAGAUUUAAAAGAAGCAUUAAUUAAAUCUAUAUCGCUUGAAACAUAUUUUUGGUGGCAAAAAUAUAAAUCAGAUCACCCUAAAGAGGCUUCACAAUUACAAAGUGGAACUAUCCCAGAAGGUUUUAAAAGGCAAAUGAUGUAUACUUUAGGAGAUUUUAAAGAUUUAUGUUUAGGAAGCGAUUUAGGUAUCCAUACAGGUACUAGCGAUAUAAAAGAUAAGGUUAAAAAGAUUUUAAAUGGUGGCACAUAUAAAGACAAUCCUGAUAAGUGGUGGGAAUCUAUUGAAAAAGAAGUUUGGGAAGCUAUGGUAUGUUCACUAUCAUAUAGUGGUGGUACUAUGGACGCGGAUACACAAAAAAAACUCGAAAACAAAAACAACUACAAUAGUGUCACAUUUAGUGGUGUUCCCACUAGCUCUAGUGUUCCCACUAGUGACGGCCUCGCGGCAUUCGCCUCUCGGCCUCAGUUCUUGAGAUGGCUCACCGAAUGGUACGACGAUUAUUGCAAACAAAAACACACAAAAUUAAAGGACGUGGAGACGGCGUGUAAGCCACAAGGUGAUAUAAAAUGUAACGAGGAGUGUACACAAAAAUGUAAUGAUUACACAAAUUUUAUGAAUGAGAGAAAAGGACAUUGGGGAAAACAACAAGGAUAUUAUACUUCAGAAAAACAAAAACAAACAACUGGAACUUCUAAUGCAUAUGAUGAACCAGAUGCUACCAAAUACUUAAAAAAAAAUUUUACUGUUACAUGUGGUAGUGAUACAUCCAGUGGUGCCACAACAUCCAGUGGUGCCGACCAAGUGGAGAAAAACAUCAACGCGUUGACACCACCAGCACAGUCGCCACCACAAACGUCGUCACCACAAACGUCGUCGUAUUAUGAUGCCGAUGUGUAUUGUGGGUGCAAGAAAUAUAUAAAUGAUGACGACUAUACUAAUAUUUCGGGGAAAAAUAAUUGUGAAGGAUUAAAAAACGAAGCGGAAGAUACAACACAGGCAAAACCAGAAAAUGGAAUUAAAUGGAGAAACAAGGAAGAUAGUAAAUAUAAGCAUUUGGAGACAAAUGCUCCUUAUAAAAAAGACCCUGUACCGAAAGAAGUAUUCCUACCUCCUAGAAGACAAAAAUUAUGUUUUAAAGAUCUUGAUACCCAAAACAGCAAGAUUACUGAUGAAAAAACUUUGAGAGAACAAUUGAUGAAAGUAGCUGCUACUGAAGGAUACAAUUUAGGUCAAUAUUAUAAAGAGAAAAAAAUAAAAGAAGAACAAAAAGGAAAAAUUGAUGAACAAGAAUUAAAAAAAUAUGCUUAUGAUGUUGAAGCAUGUAGAGCAAUGAAAUAUAGUUUUCUUGAUUUAAGAGAUAUAAUUAUAGGUCAUGAUAUGUUAGAACCUGAAGGUACUGAUACAGGGAAAAAUAUUAAGCAAAUAUUUGAAAAACUUCCAUCAAAUGGAAACCCAAAUGAUAUAAAUGCGGUACGCAAACAGUGGUGGACACAAAACCAACAAUGUGUAUGGAACGCAAUGAAAUGUGGGUACAAAAAAAGUGGUGACACCAACAUAGACACGUGUAAUCAACCUAGUGAUAAUGAAUAUCCUGUGGCCACUGAUCGCACUAGUGGUACCAAUUACCAAUUUUUACGAUGGUUUGCCGAAUGGGGAGAAGAUUUUUGUGUGAAACAGAUACGACACUAUAAGGAGUUGGACGAGAAGUGUAAGGAUGUGGAAUGCAAAAAAAAUGGUCAAGAAGAAGAGAAAAAGAAACAAGCGUGUAAAGAGCAAUGUGAAAAAUAUAAAGCAUUUAUUACACAAUGGAAAGCUCAAUAUAAUAAACAAAAAACAAAAUAUGAUACGCUUAAAGGAGAAAAUCCAUAUAAAACUCUUGAUGGAGUGAAAGAUUCAACCCAUGCUUAUCAGUAUUUAGACAAAUCGUUAAAAAAAAGUUGUAAAAACAGUGGUACAAAUAGUGGUAGCACUGAGUGUAAUUGUAUGAAAGAUGAAUCAACACAACAACAAAUACCCCCCUCGCCUAGUGGUAAAAAUAUCCCCAAAUCGUUGGAAUAUCCCCCAAGUGGGUAUAUAGAUAAGUGUGAGUGUGUGACAUCACAAGUGGGGCCGGGACCAAAUAUACCACCUGCUCCAGCACAACCGGGACAACCACAGCCGCAGCCGCAACCAGAUGGUAGUGUUAAACCAGGACAAGGAAAAGACCCCAAACAAGAACCCGGCCAAAAAGACCCAUCACAAAGUGGUAAUAGUGAUCCAAAUAAUUCAAAUGGUGGUAGUGUUGGUCCACCUGGUGGAAGUGGUGGUCCAAAUAGUGGUGGACAAGGUACUAAUACCAAUCAUUCUAGUGAUCCCACUAAUCAAGGUGCGAGGGGACAUUCUAAUCCUAUAGGUCCUAUACCUGGUGAACCAAAACCUGGUCCCGUUAGUCCUUCUAGUGAGCCCAAAAAAAACACAGAUGAAUUUGAAGAUUUGAAUGAAUGUCCUGAUAAAGAUAAAUCAUAUUGUAAUAAGUAUGGCAAAUAUGGUUGCCGACCAAAAAAACGUAAUAUAGAUUUAAACAAUUGGUCAAACAGUCUUGUAAAAUCUCCUAAAAAUAUGACAAAUGAUAUCCUUGUUCCUCCUAGAAGGAGACAUUUAUGUUUUAAUAGUAUUAGAACAUUUUAUCAUAAAGUUAAGGAUGAGAAAACAUUUAAGGAACAUCUUCUUUAUGCUGCAUACAAUGAAGCAAAACAAUUAUAUGGAUAUUAUGGUAGAGAUCACGAAAAACUGUUGGAUGCUAUGAAAUAUAGUUUUGCCGAUAUAGGAGAUAUUGUUAAAGGAGAUGAUAUGUUAAAUGAUGGGAUAUCAGAUAAAAUAAAAACAAUAUUUGACAAAAAUAUAAUAAAAGACAAAUCUGGAAACGAUGUUGAUCCUAAGAAAUGGUGGGAAACAAAUAAAAAACAUGUUUGGAAUGUUAUGAUGUGUCAUUACAAAGGAAAUAUUAGAGGAUCAACUAAUAACAGUUGUCCAGAAUAUGAUAAAAUCGAUGAAACUUCUCAGUUUUUACGAUGGUUAACUGAAUGGGCUCAAUUGUUUUGUAAAGAAAAAUUAACUGAGGCAAAAACUGUUGUAGAAGAAUGUAUAGAAAAAAAUCAUAUAAAAGACGCCAAAACAAUUAAAGAAAUAGAAAAUAGCGUAUGUAAACAAUCCUUAAAGAAAUAUAAAGAUUGGUACCUUAAAAGAAAACCUCAAUGGGAUAAUUUGACAGAACAAUAUGAUAAAUAUAAGCAACAUUAUUCAAAUGGUUCUGCUCAAUCAUCCGGAAAAUCACAACAACUACCAUCAACUGCUGAAAAAUAUAUAACAAGCAAAUGUCCUGAAUGUGAUUGUAACUAUAAUGAUUUACAAAAAAUAUCUGAUUAUCAAGACAAAGAAAAAGAAAUAUUGAAGAAAUUAAUUUUAAAAGCUAAAAUUGAUACUAUUGAUCCUAAGAAUACAAUAUUUUACCAUAUUUUCAAUAUUGGUGAAAAAGGUCUAGAUAUUGCAAAAACAGUUUAUGAAGCUACUCCAGAUGUAAUUCCUACAGCUGUACAUGUUGCACAAGGAGCUGCAGAUAUUGUACAAAAAGUUGGAACAGCUGUUGGAAAAACUGUUGAAAAAAGUGUUAUAAAUGGACUAAACAAUUUCAUUAAUUGGUUCAAUACCCCCACACCAUCACAGAAUAACGUGAGACCCCCACCACAACCUGUAGGGCCUGAUGCAUCAAAUCCUGGUGGACAAACCCCAUCAAUCACACCUGGUGUUACACCCGAAACCGUGUCGUUAUCCACCAUUCCCCCUGUGGGAAUAAGUGCAAUUGUUUUAGGAGCGAUAGGUUUUUUGUGGUUUUAUUAUAUGAAGGUAAGUGUUAUAUGUGUGGUUUUAUAUGUUGUAUGUGGUAAAUAUGUGUUUUAUAUAUAUAUUUAUAUAUAUAUUGAAAUAUAG
Plasmodium adleri (nom. inval.) is the source of this 10257-nucleotide messenger RNA. RefSeq names its product erythrocyte membrane protein 1, PfEMP1, putative. Gene Ontology annotation, cellular component: membrane. The record is from RefSeq and is a predicted model, not a curated record. Bases 1 to 10257 code for a protein of 3418 amino acids. NCBI's taxonomy places the organism in Eukaryota, Apicomplexa, Aconoidasida, Haemosporida, Plasmodiidae. The transcript has a single exon. Gene Ontology annotation, molecular function: host cell surface receptor binding.